This is a messenger RNA of Dreissena polymorpha, 3075 nucleotides long. Its product is annotated as bone morphogenetic protein 7-like. Gene Ontology annotation, molecular function: growth factor activity; cytokine activity. Lineage: Eukaryota; Metazoa; Mollusca; Bivalvia; Myida; Dreissenidae. Gene Ontology annotation, biological process: SMAD protein signal transduction. Gene Ontology annotation, cellular component: extracellular region. The transcript is spliced from 7 exons. The record is from RefSeq and is a predicted model, not a curated record. The coding region runs from base 336 to 1580 and encodes 414 amino acids.
ACGUUAUUUAGCCCACGGACAAGUUAAGUGCUCAGGUUUUCUUUGUGUAUGUUUAACAUUCCUUCUAUACAGCGAACGCUUUGUCAGACGGUUCAUUAUAAAAGUUUAAACGCUGAAAACAUUUAGCAGGUGUUUUAUUGAUUUGCAAGUGAACGAAAUUUAGGGAUAUUUAUCUCGUUAUAGCCCAGUGAUCAAUCAAAGAUUAUGUGACGAUUUCGAGUUUUAGACGUUUUUUGGAUUAUUUAAUCAGAGAUAAACAGUGUGCUAUAUAUGAGCAUGAUUCAUAUAUAAGACAUUAGACCCCAAAUAAAGUCGCGACAUUUUGAGUGUUUAACAUGGAUCUACCAAAAUUCCUGUGUUGUUUGGGUCUUUUCCUCGAAACAUAUCAACUGGUCUUCUGCUCCGAGUUUUUCGCGGACAAUCGUUUACAGCAGACGAUGAUUGUUGACCACCACAACAAACGCAAACAGGCAGAAAUGCAGCACGAAAUUUUGACGUUACUCGGCCUACACCAACGUCCGAACAUCGUGAAACACGAAUACGAAAAUUCGGCACCAAAGUUCAUGAUUACCCUGUAUAAUUCGCUGCUUAACGAAGACGGAGAAACAGUAACAGACGACAUAGAGUUCCACAGUAGAGUCAACCUUACAUUGGGAAAAGCCAUAGAACACAUAAAUGGAACUGACGUCAUACGUAGUUUUAUUAACCACGCAAGCAAGAUACCCCACUUGCGUCACGACCGGGACAUCACUUUCUACUUUGACACGACUGACGUCGCCAUGUCGGAGCUCGUCAUGGGGGCCGAGUUCCGGUUGUAUAAGGAGGGCCGGAAGUCCCGAGAUGCCGACUGUAGGAUCGAGAUCUUUCGUAUAGCACAGGGACAUGAUCUUGAUUCCAGAGACAAGAUUCUGGAACCGGAAGCGAACGUGACGAUCCCCUGGGACUUCGAGGGUUGGGUAAACAUGAACGUGACUCGGGCCCUCUCGCUGUGGUCUUACAUCCCCUCUACCAACCUGGGGCUCUACAUAAAGGUCACUUCACUUGGGGGUGAACCCCGCCAAAUCGAACCUGCGAAAUUUGGAAUCGUCGGGCGCCGAGGGCCGGAAGACCAACAAGCUUUCCUCGUUGGUUUCUUCAAAAUGGCGCGUGAGGUCAAAGUUCGCGUCCGGCGGUCGGCAGAGACUAAGGACAACGAAACACCUAACGAGUCCGAGAACUACUAUUACUGGGGCGGGGACAGCUACUCGAUGGACAACUACCGGAAGAGCGCCUGUCAGCGCCACACUCUGUACGUGAGCUUCCGGAGCCUCGGAUGGCAGGACUGGAUUAUUGCCCCUGAUGGUUACGCGGCGUUUUACUGUGGCGGUGAGUGCACCUUUCCGCUAGGCUCCCAGAUGAACGCGACUAAUCACGCCAUCGUCCAGACGCUUGUACAUCUCACACGGCCCUACCAGAUUCCCAAGCCAUGCUGCGCACCGACGAAAUUGUCAUCGAUCCAAGUUCUUUACUUUGAUGAAAAAUCGAACGUCGUGUUGAAGAAGUACAAAAACAUGAAAGUGAAGGCCUGCGGGUGCCAUUAGUUUGUGAGGGACAGUUAUUCGCGGCUUGAAAAGGGACAGCAAACUUUACUAAUAUCACAUGUACUUUACGCGCGUGAAACAUUUUACGAUGCACGUGCAACGAAAUUGUUAUGGACCUUAAUCCGCGGAACUUUCAACGGAACAGAGAUUCCAUUAGGAAAUGGAGGUGUUUAAAGACGUUAAUUUUCAAAACGUAUACCAUUUAAUUAGCCUCGCUCUGGGAAAACGGGGCUUAAUGCAUAUGCGUAGGUGUCGUCCCAGAUAAGCAUGUGCAGACCGCAAUGGCUAAUCAAGGACGUCAUUUUCCGCUUGUAUCGUAUUUUAUUUUAAAGGAAGUAUCUUGACAUUUUCUAAACGAAAACCCACUACAGGCGGAAAGGGUCCUCCCUGAUUGGUUUGUGCGGACUGCACAAGCUAACCUGGGAUGACACUUUACGCUGAUGUAUAAGACCCGUAAGACCUUUUUUCCCAGACCGCUGCUGUAAUAAUAACCUUACAAUGAAAACCAGGUAGUGAGGAAACUUUAAAGAGAACUUUCUGAACAUAAAGUUUUCGUUGAAAUAAUUUAUUUGAUCUAAUAUAGAAACACAUUUAAUAUGUUGAACUUAGUACACAUUCAUCGAAAUAGCCAUGACCGGAUUUUGUGCCAUCGAUUGUAUCAUUAACCAUUUGUCGUCAUAAUCAGUCUGAACAAUUAAUGGUAUCAAGAUCGAAGUUCUUGUUAUUCACGUGCGCUAGGGCGAGUUCAUACUUUCCCAUUUGUACAUGUAUAUAUCUUAUACAAUUGGUUGUGAAAAUAGUUAUGUGCACACAUAGCUGUCAAUUUUGCUGCGUAUAUGAUAGACGUUAAGAUCUGAUAUCAUGACUGUACGUUGUAUAUGUGAGGGAGUUAUUGGAUCGCGGGUAUAAAUGGAAACUGUACAACAAAACAUUUCCUUAUAAGACGUUUUAUUUUGAGCUGCAGUGAUGAAUAAUGUUUUUAUCACCCCAUGACACCGACAUGAUAAUUGAGGAGGGGCAUAUAUUGUUAGCCACUUUGUGCUGCUUUUCCGUGCAUUAUGGGAUUUCAAGCUAAAUUGGCACGUAUAACUAAAGUAGCAAUAAUAGUUGUCUCGCGAAACAACCAAGUCUGUCACUUCAAGAUCAAGUUCACAAUGAACACUUGGAGUGUUCCCAUAUUCCUAAUAUGUUAAACUUAAAAUUAUGUGUUCCCUUCCAGUCUACAUACUGUAUCGUGCAUUAUAAGAUUUAUGAUAUAAUUCGAACAAAGUAUCAUCAAAAGACGACUUGUCGCAAAAAACAUAAUAAUGACAACAGUUAUCUCUCUAAUACCUACGUUAACGUGUAUAUGUUGGAUUGAUUGAUUUUUUUUUUGUUUUAAUAAUGUUCAGCACAAGACCACAAUCUUCCGAUGUCUUAUGAACCAAGUCCAUAUACGGAUAUAUUUUGAAAUGAUCUGUCUCCGUUUGUUUGCUAAAUAAAUCAUUAAAAUAUA